GCCACCGCCGCGCGACGUGUCCCGUUGCUUCUACCUAUAAAUGCCAACGGCUCCAAUCUCCUUUCCAACACACACAAGCAGUCGAUCGAUUCAUCCAAGCCAGAGUUGAGCAAUACUAGCAGUGAGAUUUACAGUGAUUUCACUUCGUGUUUGUUGGUGAGAGAGAAGAGCAGAGAAGACAAGAUGGCCUCCAACCAGAACCAGGCGAGCUACGCGGCCGGCGAGACCAAGGCCCGCACUGAGGAGAAGACCGGGCAGAUGAUGGACAAGGCGGGGCAGGCCACGGAGGCCACCAAGCAGAAGGCCGGAGAGGCCAAGGACAAGACGGCCCAGACGGCGCAGGCGGCCAAGGACCGCGCCGCCGAGAGCAAGGACCAGACCGGCAGCUUCCUCGGCGAGAAGACGGAGGCGGCCAAGCAGAAGACCGCCGAGGCAACCGAUGCGGCCAAGCAGAAGGCGUCGGAGACGGCCCAGUACGCGCAGGAGAGGUCCUCCGACGCGGCGCAGUACACCAAGGAGUCCGCCGUGGCCGGCAAGGACAAGACCGGCAGCGUGCUCCAGCAGGCCGGCGAGACGGUGGUGAGCGCCGUGGUGGGCGCCAAGGACGCCGUGGCGAACACGCUGGGCAUGGGCGGCGACAACACCAACACCGCCAAGGACAGCACCACCGAGAAGAUCACUAGGGAUCACUAGACGCAUACAUGCGUCCAAUCUUGCUAAUUUGCUUCCUUUACUCGUUUGGUCGUUCGCGGGCCCUUUACAUAUUUGUAUGUUUCCCUCUUUUGUGAUUUCCGCUCAUUUAGUGUAAGUUUGCCUUCGAUUUGAUGUACUACUCGUGUCCGGUUCUGUAAUGAGUUACUUAUAAUCCAUGUUUUACUUUGGUGUAAAUGGAUAACGAGGACAGUCGAAGGUGUCAAUAAAGUUCUUUUAGCACGGCA
This is a messenger RNA of Triticum aestivum (bread wheat), 938 nucleotides long. Its product is annotated as ABA-inducible protein PHV A1. The coding region runs from base 184 to 693 and encodes 169 amino acids. Gene Ontology annotation, cellular component: nucleus. The record is from RefSeq and is a predicted model, not a curated record. NCBI's taxonomy places the organism in Eukaryota, Viridiplantae, Streptophyta, Magnoliopsida, Poales, Poaceae. The transcript is spliced from 2 exons.